Messenger RNA from Hevea brasiliensis (rubber tree), 687 nucleotides. RefSeq lists its product as uncharacterized. The transcript has a single exon. The coding region runs from base 206 to 457 and encodes 83 amino acids. The record is from RefSeq and is a predicted model, not a curated record. Lineage: Eukaryota; Viridiplantae; Streptophyta; Magnoliopsida; Malpighiales; Euphorbiaceae.
ACAAAAUAAAUAAAAAUAAAAUAAAAAUGAAACCAUAUUUCUUUCUGCUUACAACCUACCCCUCUCUCCCUCUUGAUUGUGCAUGUCGGAUCCCUAUCAUCCGCGCACUUCAUACAAUUAGGGUUCAAUCUUUCUAAAUUCUUUUCCCAACAACGAACUUCAUUCCAUUAUUGAAAUUAUCAGCCCUUCACUGAGAUCAUAAACAAUGGAAAACGACAACAACGCCACCACAAACACCACCGGCAUCGUAUCCAUGGAGAACCUCAAUCAGGUUGCCAACUGGGUUAGCGCCACCGUGAUCUCCGCCUUCUUCUCGUCCCUCGAGCGUUUUUCUUGCGUUAAUGUUGCUACCACCGACCCCGACGACGAUGAUAAUGAAGAUGAUGCCAAGGACAGUCCUCUCGCUCUCACCACCAACCCCCAUCAACGCGACGAUGUCUCUGACCUCCCAGUUUGAUUAUCCAAUCAAAAAUUCCCCUCGCUAUUUGUGGUAUCGCUUCCCUGCUUAUCCCCUCUCAAAAACCCCAAGGCCCCCAAGUUUCAACAUUUGUGUUUUGUUUGUGGAUUUUCUGGGUUUUAUUAAUACAAAUCGUUAUACCGUGAUUAUUGUUAUAAUGAUUGUUACCCUUAUGAAGUUUGAAUUCGUUUCUGUCAUGUGAGGCUCAUUGCUUAAUUGAGCUUCUUCUA